Messenger RNA from Mesorhabditis belari, 435 nucleotides. NCBI's taxonomy places the organism in Eukaryota, Metazoa, Nematoda, Chromadorea, Rhabditida, Rhabditidae. The record is from the annotation of a GenBank genome assembly.
AUGCGUUUGACCCGCAGUUGCACGAGUGUCGCGGUGAAAACGAUCUCCUCUCCAAAACCCGCCUCAACCACUCAUAUGCUGGAGAAUUCCUGCAAAUUCCCUACCAUUUCAUCGGCUGAUGAGAGUCUGAAAAAGUACAUAAAGUUGAACAAAACGCAGAAAGCGUGCCCGAAUCCGUAUUUGGAAGUGAUGACAAAGGAUGAAAUGGGCAAUUUCUACUUUGCCGAGUCAAAAGAGAUCACGAAAAACUCGAUGCAAUGUUAUAUGAGCGAGUUGGGUGGAGCGCUUCGCCCGAAAGCUCUUCGUUUCACGAAGAAUGGACGAUUUUUGUUACCAAAAACGAUUGGUUUGGGUGAAUGCAGACAAUUUCUUGAUUACAUGUUAUGGGAACGCGAAUCUGAGCACGAUAUUCAGACGACAAUUCAUGGGAGUCAC